Molecule: messenger RNA, 3084 nt
Organism: Sebastes umbrosus (honeycomb rockfish)
Lineage: Eukaryota; Metazoa; Chordata; Actinopteri; Perciformes; Sebastidae
Product: thioredoxin reductase 1, cytoplasmic-like
Exons: 14
Coding region: 204-1688 (494 amino acids)
Biological process (GO): cellular response to oxidative stress; cell redox homeostasis; glutathione metabolic process
Cellular component (GO): mitochondrion; cytosol
Molecular function (GO): glutathione-disulfide reductase (NADPH) activity; flavin adenine dinucleotide binding; thioredoxin-disulfide reductase (NADPH) activity
Source: RefSeq, a predicted model, not a curated record
GAUUCACUACCGGGACAAGCCGCUAGAGGACACUAGAGGACAAGAGAGGACCAGAAAGAGCCAGUCCCAGCGAGGACACAAGCUUCACUACCACCACCAGCCACUAGAGGACACUAGAGGGCGGGACCUCCAGGAAGAGCACCGGUCUGAGGGACUAACACCAGAGGUAUAGCUCUCAGUGUCCAGAGUCGUAGCAGUAAAACAUGGACCCGCCAAACGAGCCGUCGCUGGGGCCUUACGACUACGACCUGCUGGUUAUUGGAGGAGGGUCAGGAGGCCUGGCCGUGGCAAAGGAAGCGGCGGAGUUGAGGAGAAAGGUGCUGAUCCUUGACCUCGUGGCUCCCUCUCCAAGAGGCAAAGAGAGGGAACUUGGAGGUUCCAGUCUCAACAUGGACAGCAUCAGGAAGUUUCUCCAACAGGCAUCUCUGCUCGGACAAGCUAUUCAAGACUCUCAGAAAUACGGCUGGAGGCUGAAAGAGCAUGCGUCUCAUGGCUGGACUGAGCUGGUGGAGGCCGUGCAGGAGCAGGUGAAGACUCGUAGUCUGGAGUUGAGGAGGGAGCUGAAGAGCUGCGGAGUCUUCUACCUCAACGCUCGGGGAGAGUUAGUCGGGCCUCACACAGUGGAGGUGACGGAUGUGGAUGGGAGGAAGAGGUGUCUGACAGCAGAGACCCUGGUCAUCGCUACAGGAGACACACCUCAGUAUCUGGGCAUACCUGGGGACAGAGAGUUCUGCCUGACCAGUGAGGACCUCCUCUCCCUGCCUCACCCCCCAGGUCGGACCCUGGUGGUCGGCGGGUCCGCAGAGGGGUUGGAGUUCGCCGGCUACCUGCGUGGCCUCGGGCUGCCGGUCGUCGUCAUGCUGCAACCCGACCUGCUCCCUGGGUUUGAUCAGAAGAUGGCACAGAAGAUAGAAAACCACAUGAUCGUCAGCGGAGUGGACUUCCUCUAUCACUCCUCACUCAGCAAGGUGGAGCAGGUUUCUAGAGGGAGACUUCGGGUGACCAUCAUCUCCCAGGAAGGCCAAACUAAACAGGAAGACUUUGAUACGGUGCUGCUCGCCGUUGGGAGGAAAGCCUCCACCAGCGACAUCGGCCUGGAGUGUGUCGGGGUGCAGUGCAGACAGGACACUGGCAGGAUCCUGGUGAACGAGAGCGAUCAGACCAGUGUAGAUCACAUUUACGCCGUCGGAUCAGUGCAGCAUGGACGCCCCUCCACCACAGGCCUCUCAGUGCAUGCUGGGACACUGCUGGCCCGCCGCCUCUACAGAGGAGACAGCAUCUUGUGUGAUUACACCAAUGUGCCAGCUGUUGUGCUGACUCCAGUGGAAUACUCUGCCUGUGGUCUGUCUGAGGAGAAAGCCAAUCUAACAUUUGGAGAAAACAGUGUAGAGGUGUAUCACAGCUACUACUGGCCUCUGGAGUGGACACUUCCUGCCAGGAGUAAAAACUCCUGCUAUGUGAAAGUCAUCUGCCACAUCCCCGACCAGGAGCGUGUGGUCGGUGUCCACGUCAUGGGUCCCAACGCUGGAGAUGUCCUCCAAGGCUUCGUUGCAGCGAUGAAAUGUGGUCUUACCAAACGACAGCUGGACGCCACGGUGGGCAUCCACCCCGGGUCAGCCCAGGUGCUCAGCUCAUUGACCCAAACCCAGCGUAUGUCUGAGGCCAUGAUGGUGAGGGGAAACUGCUGAGGUUAGCUCCCCCUGCUGUCAGUCACAGUUGCCCAUGGCAACAGUGGAAGACAGCAGGGGAAGUGCGUGCGAUCACCCCGAUGAUGAGUGACGGCGGUAGGAUGGCCAACCUGACCAUCCCGAUGACAUCCUCACCUGAAGCCUGACAGCCAGGCGGGCGAGGACCGAUGCUCUGCUGCUGACACACGUCUUGUUUUAUUUAUGUGUCUCUCUGUCAACGCUUUUUUACGUUUGUUAGCGUUUCUUUUAUGAACCGCUUGCUUCCAGCAGAACUUCUACAGAAAUCUACUGAUGCAUUUUUACGGCUCUCUCUUGACUUGAAGGAAAGAUAAGAUGCUCCCCGAGGUCCUGCCUCUGAAAGCCUCUGUAAGCUUUAAUAUAGCUGAGUUUUUAAAGGCUGCAGGAGAGUGAUAAGACUCUGGGAUUGGAUGCAUUUACAUGGAGUAAAAGCUCAGGCUUACGCUCUGUGUUUUCAUCGCUAUGGCAUGAACCUCGGGGGGUUUUUACAGCCUUAAUUUCAUGUAAUCAACUCGACGGGGAUUAUGGAAUUACCCAAAUUAAUAGUGUUUUAUUGGAAUGCUCUCGCUUUAAUUGAUGCAUAUGGUGUCUUCAUUGAGAGUCAGGCCGGAGUUCCUGAUGCACUCUUUUGUUUGCUUUCAUAUCCUCUCUCUCUGAUUCAAGCAUAGUGUCUUAAAGCAGCUGUUGAAUAUGCAUGCUGAUGGAAGCGUCUCAUACUAAUGAAUGCAGGGACUUGGAGUGCAGAUAUUUUUUAAGAGCUCGCCGCUGACCCUCGAAGUUUUUCCCCCGCCAACCUCAGCUCGGCGCUCUGCAUUUGAAUGAAAAGAAAUGUACAUCUGUGAGGGUUGGGCGUGCCUCCGUACAAGGGCGUCAUUUUCAUUCUCUCGGUGUGUUGAGUGCAGAGCGACCCGUCCGGCCCAUGUUAAUGCCGCGCAUUGUGCUGUUGCUUGCUAAACAGUGGUGCAAUUAGAUGUUCUGAGGUUAUCCUCCAGACCACCUUCUGGUCUCUGUCCCCGACAGACCUGCUUAUGUAAGUAAGAUAGAUAUCCUAAUUAGAAAGAAGUGCACGAAGAAGUCUCUCUUUUUGGCACGUGCCUGGAAAUGCCAUUAGAGCGUAAUUUGAUCAAAGCGAAGCGGCUUCUGUGACUUUGUGCAGGUCUCACAGCAAGGUUAGGAUGCUGCAUUGAGGUCUAUCUAUCACUGCCUGCUUGUCUUGGACUCUGUUCAGAGGUCUCACCUGACCCCCCCCCCAGUGCAGUGUGUGCUGUUCCACCACUAGAUGGCACUGUAGCUAUACGUGGAGUAAAUGAAGCAAUACUGGAAAAUCAACCUGGAACUAUGACGUGUGUGUUGAAUAAACGUAUUACAGUAAUACUGA